CGCCCGGAAGUGCGCCUACCCAGCAUCAGCCGCAGCCACAACAACAACAGCAGCAUCAGCCGCCUCAACAGCUAUUCCCUGAGAAAGGUCCCCUGAGCACCUACGGUACCCCCGCGCCAACCCAAAGCCCGCUUCAGCACCCCGGCAUGCCACAACAGCAAACCAGCCAACAGCAGACACAACCACAGCAGCAGGUCCAAGCCUCACAGCCACAGUUCGCGGGCGCAGGAAGCACACAAGCAGACGAUGUGGGCACCUUCAACGGUGGCAGCUACCGCGUGAGCCACCGCGACACGAACACCAUCCUCACCGUGCAAUUGGCAAUUGGGUGUCCAUUCACCGCGAAGCCCGGCGCAAUGAUAGCAAUGACGCCCACCAUCACCCUCAAGGGCACCAUGAAAUUCUCGCUCAAAAAGGCCCUGAUCGGCGGCGACAUGACGAAAUCGCAAUACACUGGGCCUGGCGAACUUCUCCUUGCACCUGCAUCUAUCGGCGACAUUACCAUCAUCAAGCUUGGGGGCCACGAGCAGUGGAGCGUGGGUAAGGAUGCGUUUCUGGCGUGUACUCAGGGUAUUGUCACGGAGUAUAAGAGCCAGGGUGUUACGAAGGCCAUGUUUAGCGGCGAGGGCCUGUUUGUGUAUAAAAUUAGUGGACAGGGUAUUUUGUGGUGCACGAGUUUUGGGGCGAUUAUCAGGAAGGAUAAGGACGAGAAGUAUAUCAUCGACAACGGCCACCUUGUUGCGUGGAACUGUAAGUACGUCCUCGAGCGUGUUGCAUCUGGUGGCAUCGUGUCGAACAUGAUGGCUGGCGAAGGCCUGGUGUGCAAAUUCACGGGACCAGGAACGGUCUUCAUGCAGACAAGGAAUGCGCAGGCCUUUGCGGCAUGGUUGGGCGCCAACUCUGCGAAUGCAUCAAUGUGAGGAAUACACGUUGUAUGUUGCGUUUGUUCAUUAUGCGAAUACCAGUAUUCUAUCAUACAGACUUCCUCAUCAGUAUCAGAUUUUCCGAGACAUCGUAUUACAC
This is a messenger RNA of Didymella exigua CBS 183.55, 1023 nucleotides long. Its product is annotated as DUF124-domain-containing protein. The record is from RefSeq and is a predicted model, not a curated record. Lineage: Eukaryota; Fungi; Ascomycota; Dothideomycetes; Pleosporales; Didymellaceae. Bases 147 to 920 code for a protein of 257 amino acids. The transcript is spliced from 3 exons.